Cheilinus undulatus (humphead wrasse) is the source of this 4144-nucleotide messenger RNA. It is a transcript of the gene atosb, whose product is annotated as protein FAM214B. The coding region runs from base 1078 to 2997 and encodes 639 amino acids. The record is from RefSeq and is a predicted model, not a curated record. The transcript has 11 exons. Lineage: Eukaryota; Metazoa; Chordata; Actinopteri; Labriformes; Labridae.
UUUCAAGCUAACGCAGAAACAACGAAAACAGCUGCGAGCACAAAAAAAGACAGGCAUAGAAAGGAAGGGACAUAGUCUGCCAACUAGCGAGCUAUGUGGCAGGACAGAGUGGGAGAACAAGACUGAAAAAGGCCUAUUAUUAAAACCACGUAAAGGCGUCCAGGACGCGUUACUAACGGCGUUUCUGGCUUCGAAGACGAUUUUCUUUCGCAAGCUGGAAUUCGACAACGCAGCAGUGAGCACGGCAGAGAGAUAACAAAAAGGCCAAACUACCAGACGACAAGGACGCGUCAGUACGAGCUGCCAGGCUGUAUUUUUCCUCUCGAGUGCCCUCUUUAUAUAUGAGGAGGAAGACAGCACACAAGGACCACAAACUGGAGAGUCAAGGCAGAGAGAAGGCAGUGGAAACAGAAGAAGGACUGACAGAAAAGGCAGCAGUCUCACCCAUCAAACCAACAGACGGAAUAGAGGAAGGAAGAAAGGAGUACAAAAGCGAGACAGCAAGAUAAACCCCUGGCUUUCUAAAGAGGGGAUUCAAGCUGGAAUGACUCCAUCAUGAUGCCCCAGCCAUGCCAAAACCUAUGCCCAGGUGACCAAGGAGGGCAUGUCUGGUUAUCAACCAAUCAGAAAUGGAUCCUUAGCAGACUUACCUCAGAUUUUGAUUCAGAGACAUUUCCUUUCAUUGACCUCCUGAAUCACUGACACUCUUUCAUUCAGGCCAUAGCUCCUUCACUCCUGCUCCUCCUGGAGUCUUUAUUGUUUCCAUUUCCUUUCCUGGGAUGUUGGUGUGGCUUCAUGGCAACUGCCAUGGAGAUAGAUUGGUUCCUUUAGUCGACUAUUUUAGACACAAACUCCAGAUGUUGGGCCAGAAGCAAGUCGUUUACACGGGCAGAAACAGACAGGACAGGCACAGAGGUGCUGUGCAGCUCUGCUUCCUGAUUCCCACAGUUUGACAACAUCAGAGCAGGAACUAUAGGACCUCCUUAUCCUGUGGACAUCUUGCUCUGACACUUGUGAGGACCAACUUGACCUUGCUGCAAAAAAAAACUUUGUCAGGACUCUUAUCCUUUAGAAACCAUGCGGCACAUCCACGUGGAGUUAGCCCACAAAAAGGCUCCAUUAGAGCUUCCAGCCCAGGAGGGGGAUUUGCCUCCACCCACUGCCCCUUUACAGGGGCUGGAUGCCGGCAUCAGACCAGGGGCACCCAGGCACCUUGGCCAGGAGGAGCUGCGACUCCAAAAGGUCUAUCAGCUCUCCAUUUUCUCCCAGUCAGGGGGGUUUUCUACCUCCACAGAAUCUCACAAUGAUACUCAACAGAGACCAGUCCGGUUGGCAGUGAAAAGGGGACUAGAGGAACCCCACAUGAUCCAUAAGCGUCCCCACCUAGGAGAUUGCACAGAUAAAGAUAUGUUGGAGGGAGGGGUGCUGUGUGGGCCUGCCCCAGCUCAAGGAGUUGGGAUGGGGUUAGUGACAGGCCCUGCUGGGCUAAGUUCUGUUUUUUCUUGCACACAGAUGGAGCACAGAGACUCUGAAGGAGGACUGUCACCCAGGUCUCCUUCCCUCUCCCCAGUCCACAACCUCUCCCGUCGCCCAACACAGCACAAUCAUGACAGGCCCAUUCCUGAUGUAUUUUCUCCCCUCUCGCCUAAAUCCCCCCCAAUGUGCGACCCACAUGGCCACCUCUCUGACCAGGGCUAUUCCCUCGGGAGCUCAGCCAGAACUGAGACGACCAAUGGGAGCCACACACCAACCUAUUCAAAUGAGAGCUAUAGUAAUGGCUCAUCUGGAGGCCAGCCCAGUCCUCACUUAUAUGACGUGUCAACCUAUGAGACCCCCAACCCCGCCAGCCCCACCAGCCCUCCAGGCCCUUUCUCCCCCCCACACCACACAGAGCUGCAGGAGCCAGGGGAGGCCACUGAAUGGGAGGUUGGACUUGAAUCCUCUCCACCUGAGCGAAGUGCCACCCAGACUGCGUCCUCCCCCUCUAAUGGCCUAGCUUCAUGGGAGAAAACUCCCAGCAGUAAUGGCCACCGUCUCUCAGCUGGAGGGCACUGGCCAGCCAAAAAGAGGCUGCUUCCUCCAAGCGACACAGGGGAGUCAUGCUCCGAAGACGAGGGACCUUCUACAUCAAAGAGAAGCAGGCUGUCACUGUUGGCUACAGGACUGGGCCCGACCUCAUGUCGCAGCACUGAUGCUAAAGCUGCACCUUACUGGAACCAUUUGCUGCCCUCUGCAUGGGACCGGCCAAAGACUGCCACAGACUGCACAAGAUCAGGGAGACGGCUGAAAAAUGGCCUUCGACUGAAAAGUCGGCAGCUCCGCAGUGGGAGACACACACACACCAGCCACUCCACACGUUCCAGUUGGCCCUCAUCGACCAUCAGCAGAGCACUUCUCGGCAACUUUGAGGAGUCCAUACUGAAGGGACGCUUCUCCCCAUCUGGCCGGAUUGAAGGCUUCACAGCAGAGAUUGGUGCCAGUGGCUCCUAUUGCCCACAGCACGUCACCCUGCCUGUGCAGGUUACGUACUAUGACAUCUCGGAGCACAGUGCACCCUCACCCUUCCUGGGGGUGAUAUCUCUCGAGCCUCUAGGAAAGAAAGGAUACAGCAUACCCAAAGCAGGGACCAUACAAGUGACCUUAUUUAAUCCCAACAAAACUGUGGUGAAGAUGUUCCUGGUGACAUACAACUUCAGCGACAUGCCUGUCAAUCACAUGACCUUCCUACGCCACCGAAUCUUCCUGGUGCCUGUAGAGGAGGGGUUGGAGGGGAGAGGCGAGGCGUCACCAGGGGGUGGAGUUCAAGACAGGAAGAAGAUUCUCUGCUACCUGAUACAUCUCAGAUUCCAGAGCUCCAAAUCUGGGAAGAUCUACUUGCACAAUGAUAUACGGCUGCUAUUCUCCCGCAAAUCCAUCGAAGUGGACACAGGGAUCCCUUAUGAGCUGAAAUCUUUCACCGAGGUGCCAAGAAACCCUAAAUACUCCCCCCGCGUGUGACCUCGGCUUGACCCAACUGACCCUCUCUGACGUCAAUACAACCCCUCCUGUGCUUCCUAAAAAAGGAGGAAAGGAACAGACAGACUGCAAGAAUGAUGGACACAAAACUUGAUGAGACUUGAUGAGACACACCACAUGCACAUGAGACACACGUGCACAAAUGAUAGUUUAUGUGAGAGUAAAAGUCCUGCUUUUGUGCAUUUGUUCCCUUAAAAUAAUAAAAAAAGAUAAUACUCAACCAAACAGGGCAUUCCUUGUAUCUUCCAUUGUUAGAAAUAAUGCAGGAGCGUGCAUGCAGUCAAAAGCAGGACUUUGACAAAAUCUAAAAUAGAAUUGCACAAACACUGACACACACCAAACAGACUGAGAAGACUCACACACAGCACAUAUUUUACACUUGUGGUGGCGACUCUUCAGUGUUAACAUGCAUGCCUUGUGACUGAAACACCUGAAUUUUCCUCUAGUGCCGUAUCACACUGUCCUUCACUCUGCCUGCAGCUCUAACCGCCUCAUCGGACCAAUAAUUUUCACAGCUUUGAUUGACGAAAGGCCAUAAAGUAAAGGUACUCUGCUGACUGUGGAUUGCAUUAAAGAAUGACCCCCUCCUAACAUAAAACACACUUAAACAGUUUUAACAAGUGAAGUGGAGGCUAUAAAAAGGCACUACACUAGAGAGAGUAAAGGCUGAAAUUGAACCAGCUAGCUUGUUGGAUGUCCUUAUAAUUUGAAACAAAACAGAAAAAGUUACCCAUAUAAUUUGACUAAACUCUGUUGAAGAGCAUGUUGAAGAAAAGAUUGAACCAGUCACUUUUUCACAAAUCUUGGUACAUACCACUGUGAACACUUAAAACCAGGAGGGUCAUACAAUGACAUGAACACAGGGGAUUCAUUAAAUGUAGCCAGACUGAGGGACACUGUGCUGAUUUCUUUUUUAAAACUUUCUUUUUUAGAUUCUCUUCAGAACAGACUGAUGUUGAUGCAGAAAAUGAAAAAAAGACAACAAGUUGUAGUAGAUUUUAAUUUAUGUUUUUCGCAAAUGUCUUAAAAAGCAAUAUGCUGCACAAAGUAGAGUGUGUUUUUUCAGCCAGACGAGCUUUCUCACUGGAGCAGGGAAAGGAGAAAGUGAAAAACUGAGAGUGAGGGAAAG